CAUGCGCGCUGCUUGGGUGCAGCGGCCCUUCCUCGGUCCGCCGCGUCGCUUCCUCCUCCGCCCGUCGCCUCAGCCGCCAUGAAGUUCGUCUACAAGGAGGAGCACCCCUUCGAGAAGCGCCGCUCCGAGGGCGAGAAGAUCCGCAAGAAGUACCCGGACAGGGUCCCGGUCAUCGUGGAAAAAGCCCCCAAGGCCCGAAUAGGGGACCUGGAUAAGAAGAAGUACCUGGUGCCCUCCGACCUCACAGUGGGCCAGUUUUACUUCCUCAUCCGGAAAAGGAUCCACCUGCGGGCCGAGGACGCCCUUUUCUUCUUCGUCAACAACGUCAUCCCCCCCCCCAGUGCCACCAUGGGGCAGCUCUACCAGGAACAUCAUGAGGAAGAUUUCUUCCUUUAUAUUGCCUACAGCGACGAGAGCGUCUAUGGCAGCAUGUAAGACCCCCGAGUCCACCGGCUGCCACCAAGGGGCACCUGCCCCUGAAGGGACCUGCACUUUCUGUUGUUACUUGUUGUUGAUUUUAUGUUAAAAAGGUUUUUUGUUUUUGUUUUUUUUUUUGCUCCAGGAAAAUGGAGGGUCCUCUUUCUCUCUUUCCCCCCCCCCCCAAACCCCUUUUAAUUUCUGGCUGUGAAUCUUAACUCUCUUCCUCUUUUAAUUCCUCCCUCCCUUCUUUGGCUUCGCUCUGGGUUUUCUUUUGAGGUGGUUGUGGCUAAAAUUAAAUACCUCUCCCUUGCAAUUUCUCCCUCCGUGCUUUCUUUCCUUCCUCCUUCCUUUUUUUUUUUUUCUGUUGAAAAGGUAGACCUGGAAUUUCUCUCCCAAAGCGACAAAAAAAACCCCAACCCUACCCUUUUUGGUUUUUCUGAUUUCCCCCCCCCUUUGCCACGCGCCCUGAGUUUGCUUUCAUCAGGGAGAUGCGUCGUCCGGCAGACUCCUUGUAACCAGAGUUUCGGGGAUGGGAUGGGAAAUGAAUGCUAAUUAAAAAAAAAAAAGAUAUAUAAGGAAA
Pantherophis guttatus is the source of this 1000-nucleotide messenger RNA. It is a transcript of the gene GABARAP, whose product is annotated as GABA type A receptor-associated protein. Lineage: Eukaryota; Metazoa; Chordata; Lepidosauria; Squamata; Colubridae. The record is from RefSeq and is a predicted model, not a curated record.